This is a messenger RNA of Sardina pilchardus (European sardine), 5712 nucleotides long. Its product is annotated as transcriptional repressor p66-beta-like. NCBI's taxonomy places the organism in Eukaryota, Metazoa, Chordata, Actinopteri, Clupeiformes, Clupeidae. Gene Ontology annotation, biological process: negative regulation of transcription by RNA polymerase II. The transcript is spliced from 12 exons. Bases 137 to 2416 code for a protein of 759 amino acids. Gene Ontology annotation, molecular function: sequence-specific DNA binding. The record is from RefSeq and is a predicted model, not a curated record. Gene Ontology annotation, cellular component: NuRD complex.
CGCUUGUCGGGACCCAAUCAGCGUUUUUGUAUCGCUUGCCGGUGCCGGGGACUGGUCGCUAGAAGUAGCUGCAGCGUAUCAGCAUCCCUAAGCGAAUCCGAAGUUAGUGGAACCUGCGGGGUAAAGGCGAGCGAGGAUGGACCGGAUGAGUGAGGAGGCGCUGCGGCUCAACCUGCUGAAGCGCGGACUGGACGCCGCCGCCGCCGCCGCCGCCGGACACGAGCGCGCCCAGGACGAGCUGCUGGCCAAGCGGCUCAAGGUCGAAGGUCACGAGGCCAUGGAGCGCCUCAAGAUGCUGGCCCUGCUCAAGCGCAAGGACCUGGGCGGCCUGGAGGGGGUCGGCGGGGCGUCCGGCGGCCUGCUGGACCUGAAGGGGCCGUCCUCGGCCAGCGCCCACGGAGCCAUGUCCUACGCCGCCUACGAGGAGAAGAUGAACGGCAGCCUGCGCGGCGCCGCCAUGCCCCACGGCCUCAUGGGAAAGCCCGGCAAGGAGAACAUGGGCGACGAACCCGUGGAUAUGAGCGCCAAGAGGAGUGACCUGGAUCGAGAGCGGGAGCGGGACAGAGACCGCGAGCGAGAGCGUGAGCGCGAGCGAGACCGAGACCGAGAGAGGGAACGCGAGCGGCACACCCCCUCCCCUGAUGUCAUCGUUCUGUCGGACAACGAGGCCUCCAGCCCCAAGGCCACCUCCCGCGGGGAGGACCGGCUGAAGAGCGCCAACCUGGACAUGUUCAAGGGUAAGAGCUUGGAGGAGCGUCAUCAGGUGAUCAAGGCGCUGCGCGAGGAGCUGCGUCUGGAGGAGGCGCGUCUGGUGCUGCUCAAGAAGCUCCGGCAGAGCCAGCUGCAGAAGGAGAACCUCGUGCAGAAGGUCAGUCCGUCGGCCAGGCCGGUCAGACUGCAUCAGGAGUUCUCUGCACGGACGGUGCCCGUGGUGCAGAACAGCUCCUCCAUGGCGCAGGGCUCGUCGGUGCACAGUGCCCAGGGCGGCAUGGCCAAGCUGCCCGUCAGGCCGGGCAUGCACAGCCAGGAGCCACAGAACCUGCGCUCCGUGCAGGGUCAUUCUGUGAUCCGGUCAGCAGCCAACGCCAACAUGCCCCAGAUGAUGAUGUCCCAGCGGGUGAUCGCGCCCAACCCGGCCCAGCUGCAGGGGCAGAGGAUCCCGCAGAAGCAGGGGGUGAUGCGCUCCGCCCCGGGCUCCAUCAACAACACUGUGAGCUACCAGCAGGCCACCACUCAGCAGGUGUCUGCGUCCCAGCGCUCCGGCUCCUCGGCUCUCUACAUGAACCUGGCCCACAUGCAGGCGGCGGCGGCGGCAGCAGCAGCGGCGGGGGCCGGUGGCGGGGGCGGCGGCGGCAUGUCGGGCGUCUCGGGGGUGGGCGCGGCGGGCAGCCCGUCCCCGCUGCCCAGCCCUGGCGCGGCCGGAGGCCCCCAGUCCCUGCAGGACCAGGCCAGCAGCCAGGCGGCCGCCAAGCUGGCGCUGCGCAAGCAGCUGGAGAAGACCCUGCUGGAGAUCCCGCCGCCCAAGCCGCCCGCGCCGCUCCUCCACUUCAUGCCCUCGGCCGCCAACAGCGAGUUCAUCUACAUGGUGGGCCUGGAGGAGGUCGUCCAGAGCGUCCUCGACAGCCAGGGUAAAUUCGGGCCGCGCGCUCCCACCGACCCGUUUGUGUGCGCCCAGUGCAAGACGGACUUCACUCCGCACUGGAAGCAGGAGAAGAGCGGGCGCGUCCUCUGUGAGCUGUGCAUGACGUCCAACCAGAAGAAGGCCCUGAAGGCCGAACACACCAACAGGCUAAAGAACGCCUUCGUCAAGGCCCUGCAGCAGGAACAGGAGAUUGAGCAGAGGCUGCAGCAACAGCAGCAACAGCAGCAGCAACAGCAGCAGCAGCAACAGCAGCAGCAGCAGCAGCAGCAGGCGCAACAGGCCGCUCUCUCAGCCGCCAGCUCUGCCGUGACCGUCCCCAGCGUGAGCAAGGCCGAGUCCAUGAUCCGACACCACGCCCUCCGACAGUGGGAAGACUCGUGUUUUUGGACUACAUCGCGAGCUGCUAGUAACCUAAAGGCCCACCAGUCUCACCAGUCUCAGAGUAGCCAGUCUGUGGCCUCUCUGCAGCGGGGCCUGUCCAGUUCGGCGCGGGGCGUGCUCUCCAACUUCGCCCAGGCGCAGGCCUCCCAGCUGUCCGUGGCCAGCGGCCUACUGGGCAUGGCGGGCAAGCACGGGGGCAGCUCCAGCAGCCGGGCACAGCACGACAGCCGCCACCGCCAGCUCUACAACAUCCCCGGUGUGAACAUUGCUUACCUGAACCCGGGCAACGUGAGCGGGCAGAAGGGCUCCAGCCUGGCCGACCGGCAGCGAGAGUAUCUCCUCGACAUGAUCCCGCCGCGCUCUAUAUCUCAGUCCAUCACCGGCCAGAAAUAAUCCCGACCUCCCCACACCACCUUCCCUUGCCUACCCAUCAUGCACCUGACCUAUGGCAAUGACCCCCCCCCCCCCCCCCCCCCCCCCCACCGUGAGCCCACUCCAACAGCGCCCGUCGCAUGCAGUGCCUGUUAGUCCGCCUACCCACCAAACUGUAAGAGCGACACAAUCAAAAAUGCUUAGUUAAAAAAAAGUAUAUAUAAAUAUAUAUAUAAAAAACCCAGAUGACCUGAAGUCACUUUUGACGGAGGGAGGAAACCAUGCAAAGCUUUUUUUUUUGUUCUUCUCCAGUAUUGCCACCAUAAUGUCCAGCUCUCCCAUUACCUGUUACCCGACAGAGAAUUCUGUCUUUCAUCAUAUCAGAACUUUACGCUUGUGUGUGUGUAUGGAUGUUUGUUUGUGUGUUUGUGUGAGUGUGUGUAAGUGCACACACGUGUGUUUGAGAGGCCAUGUACUCUAUUUCUUGCGAUAUUUUAUGUCAAGUGUUACUGUCUUAAGUUGUGUUGUGGAAGUCAGAGGCCUGUCUCGGGAAGGCAAACCCUUUCGCGGACGGACCUUUUUGAUAUCUGUGUCAAGCAUGCAUUUCUCUGUGAAUGCGUGCAGCACUGAGUGACUCUUAUAGAUCUGCAGCUGGACGCACAGACCAGGCACCACCAACGGUGUUUUUUUUGAACGGCAAUCUCUCUCUCUAGGAAAAAAAAAAGCAAAGAAACAACAAACAUCUUCAUGAUAAAGCCUUAUCCACACAGCUGGAAAAGACUAGAGUGAUCUUUUUAAAAUAAUGACAGAUUGCGUUUUUGAAGAAAAAAAAAAAAAAAUUGCAACUUACUUGGCAAUACUUAAUUAAGUUGUCUGAAAACUUGGGCUAAUAUUUUGGUACCUCUCCCACCCCCCCUCCUCCUUGUACUGUCUAUUUCUUUUAUCCUUGAUGUUAUUUGGUUUCUUAUGGCCACCUCGUGGAGAACAGCCGAUACAAACUCGGACCCCAGAAACUAUCUUGAGGCUGAACUUUUAAAGACGAACGAACCCUGGAAGAUGUCGGAAUGCAGCGCUCAACACUAAAAGUUUGCGACGGUGUUUUUAUCCCGAAGGAGAAAGCCGUGGUCUUUGCUCCUCGCUCCGUCUCCAUGUCUUUGUGUGGUCAGACACUUCAAUCAGAAUGACGAGUCACACUGUUCUGCCCAGGCAAGGACACAGCUGUUCUCCGUGGCCAGAUGGAGAGGAUGGACACAUGUCUGAGGUUGUCAGUCUCUGGGAGAACCCUUGUAUAUAAUGUACCUAUUUAUGGACUUAAAAAUAUGCGAGUACGGGUGCCUUUUCCCUGGUCUCUCUGCUAGCCCUUAGCUUUUUUUGUUUGUUUGUUUGUUUGUUUGUUUUCGUCUUCUAAUCGCUCAAUCUUAAUGGUCCCAGUUUCACCCAUUUAUUUGUCGUCAUCUAUUAUUAUUAUUAUUAUAAUUAUUAUUUCUUUCUUUUUUUGGGGGGGUGGGGCAGCUUUCAAAGUUUAUUUUCUUACUAGUGGUAAGAUUAGUGUUUGGCUUAAGCCUGCAUAUGUGCAGCGUCUUCUAUAGAUUGUUUUCUGGUACCUGAAAGGUACCUUUCUGGAAGACGAUAAUCAGCUCAUUAUGAGAAUAAAAAAAGCACCUGUAGGGAUCAUCUAUAGCUUGUAAGACUCUACAAAGCAAAUUCAAGGGCAGCAAUUUAUGGGUAUGACAAAGUUACAAUGUUACACAUUAAUACUUGCGAUGAGUGUUUUUUCCCCCCCAGUAUUUGCAUUUUGGGGGUUUAUAGGACAAAAGGUAUUAUUGAGAGUACCUUUGAAAUUCUGGGCCUAUGCUGCAAUGUUUUGAUAAGGAACUGAGUUGUGUACACCGUAUGUAUAAUGGUGUAGCUCUCCCCCCAGGUUACAUUCUCUCAACUCCUAAAUGGUCAUGAUGUUGUUGUUUUUUUUAAGACACCUGGUAAAGAUUGUACAAUAGCAUAUUUGUCUCUUGUAACCCCAAGGGAUGACUAGUGAUUCUUGUUUAUGAUAGAAAUUCAGAUGGCUCCGCAUGCUUGAUUUUUAAAUUUUUCUUUCUUCAAAUUUUGAACCUUUACAUACCUCCAUGUAUCAUUAUGCGUUGUGAGUUCAACUGUAUUUGGAGGCAAUUGUCUGGGCAUUGCGUGCAGAGCAGCAUUAUGGGCGUGCCCUUACUGGUACACUUAAGCAGCAGGUGCAAUAUUUGGAGAAACAGGGAGGAUGCUAAUCACAAGAGAGUCCAUUUUUAUUUAUUUUUUAGCAAGAUCUAAUGCUCCUUCAGCCCACAGAUAGGACUUUUUAACGUUCAUUAAUCUGUCACACUAUUGUAGUGUAUAUUCUUCUAUGUGCAUCUGUGUUUGUGAAAGAAAAAAAAAAAAAAUACCCCAAUAUUCAUUUCUGCAUUUUAUACCGUUUUUAGUCCAUUUGAUUUCCUUGCUUUUUUUUUUUCUUUCAAAUAUCCAAUUCAAUCUCAGCAUUGGUAAACCUGUUUACAGUAUGGCAUAAAAAGACAACAAUUGCUUAAAAGAGUUAUAAAGAUGUAUUGUAAAUAAGCCUUUUCUCCUUUGUAGAUUGAAAUCAAAACAGUUGUAUAUUGUGUAGAAAUGCAAAUCAAAAGCCAUGGAUAUUGUGAAACUUGUCGUUUGGCUGUGAUCACUGUGUAUUGUGCAACAAGUGUUCAAACAAAUGAGUUUUUAAAACAUUUUUUUCUUUCACUGUAAUGAUCCGACUUCAUUUACAUCACUAGUGUAUUUUUUGUACUCUGUAGUGGCAGUAUGAUAAUUGAUUUGUUUGAUCUAUUCAAAAAAAAUGUUUGUCUGAACUAGUAAUAGGUAAACUAAUCUAUUCCAUCUGCUUUAUUUAUGUCAAUAGAACUGAAUGCUGUUUUUGAUUUAUGAAUGAUUUGAAAAACACCCAGUUACACACCUAGUCAGGUCUCAGUCAGAUGAGAGGGUGGAAGGAGUUUGAGCCAGCAAUGGGGUGGGGCGGGGCGGGUUGCAUGGCCCAGUCACUGAGAGAAAGUCCCAGUGUCUGAUGGUCUUUCUUUCCAGUGCUCAUUCGAUUUGCUAUCAGCAGUGUAGUGGUUUCUGUAUCUCUCCUGAACCUUUGGCACUCUUGCAGGAACAUUCAAAUUGAAUGUAGACACUGAUGGAUGGAGACAGGAGUUAAUAGACUCUAUUUCUUUCUUUCUUUCUUUUGGCAAAUAUUGGCCUGUCUGUUUUCAAAGUUAAAAUGAUAUGACAGAAUUCUACAAAAUAAAUGAAAAGCAUAAAGAAUCUCA